AUGUCCGCGGAGGAGCAGGGCUACCCGGACGCCGGGAUGCUGCUGGAGGCCAGGCCGGAGUGGCUGCGGGCAGAGGUCCAGCGGCUCUCCCGGGAGCUGAGCGAGACCACCAACGAGAAGAUCCAGGCGGCGGAGUACGGGCUGGCGGUCCUGGAGGAGAAGCAGCAGCUCAAACAGCAGUACGACGACAUGGAGGUCGAGUAUGAGGCGAUCAGACAGGAGCUCGACCUGCUCAAAGAGCAACCAAUAGCUGACGAGUAUGCUUACUUCAUCGCAUCCCCCUUCGUCCCUUGCCAGAAACCUGCUGUUUGCCUGUUUGGCUUUUUGAGGGACGCCGUGACGUUUUCCAGCUCUCUGCUUCUCCCUCCGGUCUCUCUCUUCCUGUCUCUCUCCCCGGUGGUGGGAACACAGAAGAGGAAGAGCUCUCUGGGCUGCCUCGGCAACUGCCGCUGGAUUUUUUUGUCCCGCGUGCUUUUUCUUGGCAUGCAGAUCCUGCUGUGUCACAGAGGAAUGACAGCAGCAAGAGGCUGUGAAAAACGGAAACCAGCUGGGAAAUGGUCUAACGAAGUAACCCAAAUGUAG
Messenger RNA from Menidia menidia (Atlantic silverside), 582 nucleotides. The record is from the annotation of a GenBank genome assembly. Lineage: Eukaryota; Metazoa; Chordata; Actinopteri; Atheriniformes; Atherinopsidae.